This is a messenger RNA of Amoebophrya sp. A25, 4325 nucleotides long. The record is from the annotation of a GenBank genome assembly. NCBI's taxonomy places the organism in Eukaryota, Dinophyceae, Syndiniales, Amoebophryaceae.
CAUAGGCCCAUGCAUCGCACAAAAUGAAAAUGUUUGCUGGCUUCCAGAAGUUUGGUUCUAGGCGCUGCUUGUUUUGGUGGUUGCUAUCUCUCCACCUGCAGCAAACAACUCUUGUGCCGUUGCUUUCCUCGCAGCAUUCGGCAGUGAACCCGUUUACCUGUUUUGCACGUCGCUUAGCAUUGACAUCAAACCCUUCUCGUGUGUUACCUUCAGCCUCAGUCGGCGGUCCGAACUCGUCUUAUGCUGCUCCUAGCCGCGGAGGUAGUGUGAAAUUACCGCAAGAACAGGCUUCCACUUCCUCUUCGGAUCGCACAACUGUCACGGCUCUCGACGUGAACCUCGAUAAACGCGGACCUGUGCCAAUCCCAUGGGCGUACCGAGAAGCGCCUGAACUGGUGUGGCGCGACUUCCUGCGCGAGAGAGGCUACGAGCUCGACUCUGUCCUGUCUGAGGGAUCCUUCGGACGUGUCUGGAAGUGCCGUCGGCUGCAUUGUCGUAGUGGAGACGAAGGUAAAAGUAAGUGUGGUGUUGUCGCUGUGAAGAUCCCAAUGGGCGGACGGGGAGUGGCUGUGCUUGAGCGGCAGGUUGCACAAGCUACCGCGCGUGGGGAAAGCGGUAGAGGACGAGCGAACAAGUUGCUGACGUUCGAAAACGACGCAGAGGUGGACGCUCUGUAUAGAGAGUAUGGAGUGCUUGCUGAGCUUUGUCGCAAAGUCUCGCCAGACGUAUCAAUGCGUCGACUUUUGACCUGCGACGACCUCGCGCUUCAUGGCUCAGAAAACAAUGCGAAUCUGGUCUUCCUCGCAAUGGAAUGGGUACUGUUUGAUGUACUCUGUGCUCGAUCGCUACCUAUCAACAUACAUUCAUAAGUAGUACGUUCAUCAUAGCUGGUAGUCUAUGUCUAGGUCUGUGAAUAAGUAGUUUGGGAUUUCAUGUUCAUCAACAAUAUCAUUAUCAAUCUGCAACGCUCAGGACAGGACAGAUUUUACCACAGGUACCCGGAAAGGAACUUCGCGAGUGGCUAGAGUCACUCUCACACGCACGCAGUCACGUCGAUGCGCAGGCGAAGGCAAUCGCGAGGCUGCAGCCCAAAAAUGCUGGUGAGCAGCGUGAACUUGCGCGCCGUCGUGUCGCUCUACAUUAUGUGUAGGCUAAAGGUGUUCCUGUUGUUGUUUGCUUUGCCUCUCCUAAGGGAGAAAGGCAGAACAAGCGGGAAACAGAAACGCAAAAGCCCUGCCUCUAACUACAGCAACAGGGCCGAAGCCUGAACGAGAACUCAGCAGCACUGAGCCGAGAGCUUCUUCGUUUGCAGAUCUUGAUCCAACGGUCGGGACUCCAACACCGCGAUUUGAAGCCUGAAAACAUCCUAGUCUUGCAGGAGGACCAGGACCAAGUUGGUGGGUCCUCUAGGAAUAUGUCUUCAAGUUCGGUCAGUGUUGCGUCUUUAAGGCUACCGCUGAAGCUGCAUCCCCAACGACAUCCUGCUUGGCCCGUUUUCUACUUGAAAACGAAGCCAAAGUUGCUGUCAGGGAUGCAAACGUGGCAGCCCAAGCUCUAAUGUUUGCUUUGUCAAGUGGACAGAUGAACCUCCUCGGAGGUAGUUCUAGUGGCAAUACGAAGCUGCGCAUCAAACUUGUGGAUUUCGGCUCGUCUAUCUUCGUACCAGGCGCGGUGCCUCCAGUUAGUAGUUCUCCUGGAGCGGUUGGUGCAGAGCGAACGCCAACGACCGCGCGCGACCUCCUCGUUCGUUUCGGUGGUCUCGCGGAAGACCCGAAGGAGCUUCAAGGCGGUGGUACUGUAGGUUUCCUACAGCCCGCGUUGGACGCGAACCAAGAUACGAGCCCAGAUCAGUUUGCUCUCGGUCUCUUGCUCUAUUACCUCCACCAGGACCAGAACGGACAUCGAUCCUUAGACGAGUGCAUCCUGUUCAUAGGGAUGCUCUACGCGCUAUCCGGAGCGGGCACGUUCAGCAUGAAGCAGCGAGCAGUGGACUACGCCGGCGCGUUAGUGGCAGAGUACGUGGAUGGCCAGCAUGAGACCUGGUUUCCCGGCUUAGCGAGAAGUGUAGCACGUGACUCAGGCAGGAACGUUUCGCCUCUACCUCCAGCGAACUCAUCGCCGUUUGGUUCUGUUGGGGUGCGAGUACGGAAUUGGCAGAACCUCCAAAGCGCCAGCGCUGAGCAAAACAUCAAUAAAGGAGAUCGAGAUCCUACAUCAUCAUCGACAUCAACAAAGGAUAUCACCCUAGAAAAGAUCUUUGAUCUUGUAGCCUUGCAUGUCCACAACUAUAAAAUGGCACUGCGCACUGGUGAGAAGCGGAUCAUUGACAAUUUGGAUCUGCUAAACCGCGGAAAUAGUUAAGAGGAGGUUGUUGAAAUGGUCACCGUUUGUCUUACCUCGGAAAUAGUUAAGAGGAGGUCACCGUUUGUCUUACCUCUCCUAAGGGAGAAAGACAGAACACAGGGGAAACAGAAACGCGAAUACCUCCAAAAUCCUACCUCUAAAAUAAUGCGGCCCCUCUUCAUGAGAAGAACAUCGUGUUCGCCACGAUGGUGUCUGCAAUGCUGGACCUGAAAAUGGGUCGCGAAUCCCAUUACAUCAGCCCAGUCUUCAUGUGGCGACAUCUCAAUCCUGAAUCCUUCGCGCCGCUGUCGAAAAUGCCAGCAUUGCCAAGUAGUGCAUUGCUCAACACAGGAGAACCAGAAGACGCAGCAGCAACACUUCUGUCGCGUUCGCAUCUUCAUACGAGAGGACAGCUACCAGUACCACCAUCUCUACCUACUUCAACCGUAGGAGCAGCGGUCAAUGCAAGAGGAGCACCAGACACAACAGCAUCCGACUUUCUGCAGCACCCAAACGCUUCUGCUGGAGAUGAGCAUGUUUUUGUCUACUGGCCGUGGCUGCUGGGUGCCUGCGCGCUUCUUUUCAGUGUCGGAGUCGUGGCGAUUUGCGCUCAGCUGUGCAUGUUGCGAUACGACCGCAAGGGACGCGCACAGCCACGCGACGCACCUUUGCUGCGCAGCAGCAAAAGCAAGCCGCUCGUUCUCACGUCCGGAAGCAAGCAUCAAGAUGCGGCGCUACACUGUCACUGAGUACUCGUAGUCAAUUGUAGGUAGCUUUAGAUUUAGUAGACGCCAGUAAGCUUGAUUGUCAUUCGUAUUCUAUUUCAACAUAUCAAAUUCAAAGAAUUUGCGUGUCAUGAUUCAGGAUUACGGUAUUUUCCUCAUCUUCGUAGGAGAAUCAUGUUUGAUGUUUCCCUAAGACGAAUGGAAGUACACGGUCUACUAAACUAUCAGCAACUUCCCCUUCGACUUCUUCUCUCAUAUUUCCAAAUUUUCCUCUCCUCGUCUUACCAUGAUGAUUUGCGACGGGUGAAUCACAGAAACUAGAACAGAGUCUAAGACUUGUUCCGCGGCAUCAACAUGUGAGAGGCUCUGAAGGUUCUCUGACUCUGUGCAUGUGACGGACACACAUAUUUCGAUGCCCUGAUAUUGAUCCACUAUUACUGCUACUAACACUGAAAAUUGCUCAGAAGAUUAGGUGGGCAGGAAAACAAGAACUGAGUCUUCUAGAACAUAGUCGUGCAUAGGAGUCCUUGUGAUCUAGAAAGGUUGAUCAUCUUUAUCGUUUUUUUACCAUUUUCCGUUUUGAGCACCCGAUAAUGAAAACAUAAUUUUCGUUUUUCCACCAUCAAGAAUAAUUUUGAUCAUCGUCGAAAUCGAAUCAUUUUAUCGCACCUCAAUUUUCGCUCUACAUGGAAAGAUUGUUGAGAUCUUCUCCAUUGUGGACCAUCUUCUCAUACUAGAAACAUCCUUGUUGUUUGCAAAAUACAACUUACUUGUGCUGGAAUGCUGAUCAGAUUUAUUCCCUAUAUGUUUUUAUCCCGUCACUUCUGGCACAAGUACAUGUACAUACGAAAAAUAAUACAAGGGCGCUAUCCACUGUCACAGAUCAGCAUAAGCAUGAGUUUCCGAAAUAGAAGACAUUGAUAUAGAAUUAGAAAGAGAAGAUAGAAGCACUAGCACAACAUAAAAAAGAUAAACAUAUGCAUAUCUUAUCAUGUAAAUAAUAUUUAAGCCAGCAUUGCCAUUGCGUCUUCUUCUAUCUAUCGAUAUUAAGGAACAAGAUAGUAAUCCAUCGGCGUGGAGUCCUGCAUUUUUGAAUCUCGAUUUUGGAAGAUGAAAACCAUUCUGUCGACGUCAUUGACUCGCUAGUACUUCUGAGUACACGACAAUUCAAUUAUAUAUAUGGAAUGCAGGGGCCAGGGCCAGCAGGGCGACUUUGAUCUUGAUUGAUGAGAUUGACGAGGACCUUUGUCUUGUGAU